Molecule: messenger RNA, 1823 nt
Organism: Pungitius pungitius (ninespine stickleback)
Lineage: Eukaryota; Metazoa; Chordata; Actinopteri; Perciformes; Gasterosteidae
Product: plexin domain-containing protein 1-like
Exons: 14
Coding region: 95-1561 (488 amino acids)
Source: RefSeq, a predicted model, not a curated record
AGACAUUCAGAGAAAACUUGCUUUUGCAAAGAGAGGAAGAGGAGAACUGAGAAAAAAGUUUUCUAUUCAUGUUUUGGGUCUUCUUCUUGCAAUCAUGUGUUUGAGUUUGGUGAUACUUUGCCUCUGUGUCUUCAAAACAGAGCUUGCAAGAGUUUGGGUUCAACAUCAAACAGAUAAUUGGUACAGUGUGACCUCACGGCAGCAUGCAGAGUCAAGUGGAGCCGACAGUCAUCCGCACAGAGUGCAGCGGUCAUCUUCAGGCCACUCUAAAUUAAACAGCGCGGCCCUGGGUGGAGGACUAACCAUCGACACCUUGCCAGACAACAUGACACGCGUAGUGGAGGAUUCUGGGAAGUAUUACACAUGGCGUACCUUUGGUCCAGAAGACCAGCGCACAGAGGAACUAUGGGUGGACAUGAGUGACGUCCGGCAUGGCCAAGUGAGAGUCCAUGGCAUUCUGUCAAACUCAUACAAGCAGGCUGUGAAGGUCGCCUUGUCAUUUGACUUUCCUUUUUACGGACAUUACCUGAGGCAGAUCACAAUCGCAACUGGAGGGUUUAUCUUCACAGGGGACAUUACUCACCGCAUGCUGACCGCAACACAGUACAUCGCCCCCUUAAUGGCUAAUUUUGACCCCAGCUACUCUAGAGAAUCCACUGUGCAAUACCUAGAUAAUGGGGAGGUGUUUGUGGUCCAGUGGGAGCGGGUACGACUUUCCGGAAAAGAGUCAGCAGGGGCCUUCACGUUUCAGGCUUCACUUCACAAAACAGGAACCAUCGCAUUCAGCUAUCGAGAGAUGCCUCUGUCAUUGGAUGGAAUUGGUUCUGCUGAGCAUCCGGUUAAGGCCGGUCUGUCUGAUGCCUUCAUGGUCACGCAACCGUCUCCUCAAUCACCAGAUGCCCAACGGCGGACAAUUUAUGAGUACCAUCGGGUUGAAAUCGACUCGACGAACAUCACCUCCUUCUCUGCCAUUGAGUUCACUCCACUACCUACUUGCCUGCAGCAUGCCAGCUGCGAGCUUUGCCUCUCAUCCACACAAACCACUGGUUGUAGCUGGUGCAACGUACUCCAAAGGUGUUCAAAUGGCAUGGAUAGACACAGGCAAGAAUGGUUGGACUACGCCUGUUCAGAAGAGAGUAAAAAUGAAACCUGUGAGGAUUACUCAAGGGGUGACGGCUCCAACGGUUCCUCUACCUCAGCAGAGAUGGAGGACGUCUCCUCACUGACUCCUCUCCAAAAGCAUUAUGAUGAUGAGACCAAAAGUAUUAUAUUUAAGAAUGGCAAAGACGUGAGGACCGAUUCUUCAACCAAGAGUGACCGGUGGGCCAAAACCGGAGUGAUAGCCGGUAUAGCAGCUGUGCUGGUGUUACUUUUGGCUUUGGUACUUGUAGCUCUGUACAUCAACUACCAUCCUACUGCUGCAACCCCACUGCACUUCAUCCAGCGACGCAAGGAUUACUGGCCAUCGUUGAAGUUUCAGAAGCAACACCCAGGGUACACAGAAGUGGAAGGAGAAGGUCAUGAAAAAGACUGCAUUGAUGAAGCUGGUCCAUGUCCAUGAAAUAACAAAUGUAAACCUUGAGGAAUAUUUGUAUUGAUGAGAGCUCUAAAAACAUUGUAGUCCAAAAAGCUAUUUGGACGAUGUCUCCAUUGCACGACUAUGCAACAGUUUGCGUCAAUGAGGACUGAUUGUUGUAUGAUAUUGAAUGGAGUUCAUUGGAAAUGUACAGUAUAUCUCAUCCCUAAUUUUUAACCAAAUUGACUGCAAUAAACUGUGUAAUGCAUGCCACACGGUUGGCAACCUUAGAUAAACACAUAAACUA